GAAAAUAAAGACAACAAUUUGUACCCUAAAAAAAAUAAAAUGGUGUCAUUGUUCUCUGUUGUUUUUACUGGUCUUGCUCUUAUUCUCAUCCCUGGGCUCUUCAUCUCUUGGCGUCUAAGUGUGCCUAUAUCCUUCAAAAAUGUCCUCGGAUUCAUUAAGCUCAUAACUUCUCGGCACGAUGAUGAGGAAGAGAGGAACGAGAAACGUGACGAGGGAACUUAUGUGAACGUGGGAGAGGAGGGGACAACUUCAGGGCUUGUGAGAGAGCUGAUGCCGAGACACGUGGCAGUGAUAAUGGACGGAAACAGGAGAUGGGCCGAACGGGGCGGAUUGCUGACGUUACAAGGCCACGAGGCAGGAGCCAAACGGCUUUUAGAGUUCGCUGAUCUCUGCUUCAAACUAGGGAUAGAAACAGUGUCAGCUUUUGCUUUCUCCACUGAGAAUUGGGGAAGACAAAAGGUCGAAGUUAAUUGCUUGAUGUUUUUGUUCGAAAGAUACCUCAGCUCAAAGUUACAAUAUUUCAAAAGAGAGGAGAUCCGAGUUUCUGUUAUUGGGAAUCUUGAAAAGAUCCCGGAAUCUCUCCUCAGGACAAUUAAAGAGCUAAAGGAAUCUACGAAGAGCUACAAGAAGAAGCAUCUCAUCUUGGCCAUAGAUUACAGCGGGAGAUUCGACAUCUUGCAAGCCUGCAAGAAUCUUAUGAAGAAAUCACAACAAGGUUUGAUCAGUGAGGAAGACGUGGACGAGACGCUUUUCGAGGGAGAGCUUGUGACAAAGUGUGCUGAGUUCCCAAGUCCCGAUCUAUUGAUUAGGACAAGUGGAGAACAGAGGAUUAGUAACUUCUUCUUGUGGCAGCUCGCUUAUACGGAGCUCUUCUUCUCACCGGUCCUUUGGCCUGAUUUUAAUGAAGACAAGUUGCUAGAGGCCCUGGUUUCGUACCAGUGCAGGGAAAGACGAUUUGGACGUCGGCUUUGAUCGCAUAUGAUCAUCCUAUGUUCUAUAGAAGGAUCUAGGAGAUCGUAAAUAUCAUUGUUAAUAUUGGAUAUUUAUUGUAUAAGCUAUUCACAUAUACUUGUAUAUAUAUAUAUAUAUAUAUAGUUUAGGAAACAUCUUUAGUAUAAAUAGAUAUGUAACCCUAACCAUGAUCCCUAGCUAUAUAGGUUUUCAAACUCAGUCCAGCUCUACAAAAUAUAAACUCAGCCCUAUUUUAACCCUAAUUCUAUGUUAACCCUAAUAGUUUAUGCAUGAAGGAUUGGAUAAGGGCUGA
Messenger RNA from Raphanus sativus (radish), 1264 nucleotides. RefSeq names its product dehydrodolichyl diphosphate synthase 3-like. The record is from RefSeq and is a predicted model, not a curated record. Gene Ontology annotation, cellular component: chloroplast stroma. Lineage: Eukaryota; Viridiplantae; Streptophyta; Magnoliopsida; Brassicales; Brassicaceae. Gene Ontology annotation, biological process: plastid membrane organization; response to cold; polyprenol biosynthetic process. Bases 40 to 972 code for a protein of 310 amino acids. The transcript has 4 exons.